This is a messenger RNA of Colletotrichum godetiae, 162 nucleotides long. RefSeq lists its product as uncharacterized. The record is from RefSeq and is a predicted model, not a curated record. The transcript is spliced from 2 exons. Lineage: Eukaryota; Fungi; Ascomycota; Sordariomycetes; Glomerellales; Glomerellaceae. The annotation marks the transcript as partial.
AUGCAGCUCCGAAAUGAUCGUGUGUGCUUCGGUAGCGUGCCGUUAAACUUUAUGCAACGAGGCCGACAAGUAAAAGAUGGGAACACCAGCUCUGUGGAACGGCGUUUAACGGCCUUUUUCUCUUGGAUCGAGCAAACUAGUCGGGUGCCGAUAGGUCGGAUG